Molecule: messenger RNA, 1354 nt
Organism: Thermothielavioides terrestris NRRL 8126
Lineage: Eukaryota; Fungi; Ascomycota; Sordariomycetes; Sordariales; Chaetomiaceae
Exons: 2
Coding region: 177-1220 (347 amino acids)
Biological process (GO): positive regulation of mitochondrial DNA replication; DNA recombination
Cellular component (GO): nucleus; mitochondrial large ribosomal subunit
Molecular function (GO): DNA strand exchange activity; structural constituent of ribosome; single-stranded DNA binding
Source: RefSeq, a predicted model, not a curated record
CGCGAACUCGUCCAUGGACGCAACCCGCAUCACGGCCUUUGUUCACCACACACUAGAUCCCGAACCCCCAUAUCCGAACCGUGUCGAGCCUGCCCGACAGCUUACCCGACUUUCCGUCGCUGCAGGACAAGCGAGCCGCUGCCUCAAGGGGGCAGCCGGCGACGAAGACUACGACCAUGAACCCGCUCCGACCGCACGCGGCGCCCCUGCUCAGCCGCCUCCUCCUCCUCUCCCUCAGCCGUGGCGCACGGUCGACAACGGCGCCAGCAACAGCAGCAGCAGCAUCAACAAUAGGCGGCGCGCGCUAUGCCAGCACAAAGGCAGCGGUGCCAGCGACGGCGCCAGGGAAGGCUCAGGCGCAGGAGAAGCAAGCAGAGGAAGGCGCCGGCGGGCGUAGACCUCGUGGGAUUCCGCCCCCGGGCCACGGCGAGCGCAUCUGGCUGUUCAACCACAUCACGGAUAACCUUGUCCUCUAUUCGCUGACUCCGGAGUUGAGGAGCAACAAAGCCUUCCGCCAGCUCAUCUUCACCGGCAAGAAACUCAUCCCGGCCAAGAUCCGCAAGGACUACUGGCGGCCGCUGGCCGUGGUCGAGUUCGGCCCCGGCCUCGGCGACGUCGGCCGCAGCGUGUUCCAGAAGCUGCGCGAGCUCAAGCGGCGGCACCUGCUCGAGUGGGACCGCGAGACACACGCCGACCCCCCCGUCGUCGACGUCAGCACCAUCGGUAACGUCGAGGGCACCAACGGCGCCAACGGCGAGGGCGCCACCGGCGCCGGCGGGGCGGCGCUGCUGCGCAUGCCGCGCCACGAGCGCGGCAAGGCGCUGAACGACCAGCGCGGCAACUCGGUCGCGGACCUGGCCGCCGUGCUGGGCGGGCUCGGCAAGGGGAACCGCAUUGUCGUUGGGAGCGGAAGAGUUAGGGGGAGGCGGGGCAGGGCGGCGGCGAGCGGGAAGAAGGAGGAUGGGGGGCAAGCGGCGGUGGCGGUGAAGGAGGCAGAGGAGGGGAAGAAGAAGGAGGAAGGUGGGGACGGGGCGAAGAAGGUCGCGCUGCAUCCUGCCACGGUGUACUGGGCCAACGAGCAGGACAAGUACUAUGCGCAGGCGUGGUCGGAUAAUGUCACGCAUGUUGUGGGCCUGCCGAAGAAGGGGGCAGAGGAGACGCCGGCGGCCCCGGUGGAGGGCGAGGCUGCGCCGGAGGCGGCUCAGGCUGAGGCGGCGUAGUGAAGUGUCUGAUUUGAAGGGAUAGGUAGCGAGGGCAGUCAAAGCCCUGCGGAUGGUGUAUCUGUAUUACUGUAUGUACAUUGUGUAUCACACGAUUGAAAUGGGGGAUUCACAGGAGCACGUUUACUCGGGAA